AGUGAUCACAACCUGAUUGGGAGCGGCGGCUCUGGAAAAGUUUACCGUGUUCCCGUGAACCGUCUAGGCAAUGUUGUUGCUGUAAAGAGAAUAUGGAACAACAAAAAGGUAGAACACAAACUCGAGCAAGAAUUCCUUUCGGAAGUCAAGAUACUGAGCUCAAUCCUACACACCAACAUAGUGAAACUCCUAUGUUGCAUAUCCAGCGAGAGUUCGAAACUCCUUGUCUACGAGUACCUAGAAAACCGAAGCCUAGACAGAUGGCUGCACAACAAAAACAGGCAAAAUAUGAUCUCAGCUGCUCGUUCUGUCCAUCCCGGCAUUCUUGACUGGCCCAAGAGGUUGCAAAUCGCGGUGGGGGCUGCACAGGGUCUCUGCUAUAUGCACCAUGAUUGUGUCCCACCAGUUAUUCACAGAGACAUUAAAGCAAGUAACAUAUUGCUAGACUCGGAUUUCAAUGCGAAAAUCGCUGAUUUUGGACUGGCCAGGUUGUUGGUCAAGCAAGGAGAACUUGCCACAAUGUCAACCGUG
This is a messenger RNA of Morus notabilis, 531 nucleotides long. Its product is annotated as LRR receptor-like serine/threonine-protein kinase HSL2. The transcript has a single exon. The record is from RefSeq and is a predicted model, not a curated record. Gene Ontology annotation, molecular function: protein kinase activity; ATP binding. Gene Ontology annotation, biological process: protein phosphorylation. The annotation marks the transcript as partial. Lineage: Eukaryota; Viridiplantae; Streptophyta; Magnoliopsida; Rosales; Moraceae.